Sorex fumeus (smoky shrew) is the source of this 3121-nucleotide messenger RNA. It is a transcript of the gene CSNK1D, whose product is annotated as casein kinase 1 delta. The coding region runs from base 335 to 1603 and encodes 422 amino acids. The transcript is spliced from 10 exons. NCBI's taxonomy places the organism in Eukaryota, Metazoa, Chordata, Mammalia, Eulipotyphla, Soricidae. Gene Ontology annotation, molecular function: protein serine/threonine kinase activity; ATP binding. Gene Ontology annotation, biological process: peptidyl-serine phosphorylation; endocytosis; spindle assembly. The record is from RefSeq and is a predicted model, not a curated record. Gene Ontology annotation, cellular component: cytoplasm; nucleus; spindle microtubule.
GGGAAGUGACGUCACAGCGCCAUGGCGGCGGCUCCUUCAGGCAGCUGAAGGGGGAUUUAGGCCCGGAAGAUCCGAGUCCAUCCGCGGCGGGGAGAGGGCGAGCGGGGCCGGCGGGGCCCGGAGCAAGGGCGGCGGCGCUCGGACUGUCCCAUCCGCCCCGUAUUGAGGCGCUGGGAGCGGCGGGGUGGCCGGAAAGCGAUGGUGAAAGCGGGGCCGUGAGGGGGGCGGAGCCGGCAGCCCGACCCGCAGUAGCGGCAGCAGCGGCGCCGCCUCCCGGAGCUCAGACCCAGGAAGCGGCCGGGAGGGUCGGAGCGAGCCGGGCCGCGCCGCCGCCAUGGAGCUCCGAGUCGGGAACAGGUACCGGCUGGGCCGCAAGAUCGGCAGCGGCUCCUUCGGAGACAUCUAUCUCGGUACGGACAUUGCUGCAGGAGAAGAAGUUGCCAUCAAGCUUGAAUGUGUCAAAACCAAACACCCUCAGCUCCACAUUGAGAGCAAAAUCUACAAGAUGAUGCAGGGAGGAGUGGGCAUCCCCACCAUCAGGUGGUGUGGGGCGGAAGGCGACUACAACGUCAUGGUGAUGGAGCUGCUGGGGCCCAGCCUCGAAGACCUCUUCAACUUCUGCUCCCGCAAGUUCAGCCUCAAAACCGUCUUGCUCCUUGCCGACCAGAUGAUCAGUCGUAUUGAAUACAUUCAUUCGAAGAACUUCAUCCAUCGAGAUGUGAAGCCAGACAACUUUCUCAUGGGCUUGGGGAAGAAAGGCAACCUGGUGUACAUCAUCGACUUUGGGCUGGCCAAGAAGUAUCGGGACGCCCGCACCCACCAGCACAUCCCCUACCGCGAGAACAAGAACCUGACCGGCACAGCGCGGUAUGCUUCUAUUAACACGCACCUCGGCAUCGAACAGUCUCGAAGGGACGACCUGGAAUCACUGGGAUAUGUGCUCAUGUACUUCAACCUGGGCUCCCUGCCCUGGCAGGGGCUGAAGGCCGCCACCAAGCGACAGAAGUAUGAGAGGAUCAGCGAGAAGAAAAUGUCAACGCCCAUCGAAGUGCUGUGCAAAGGCUACCCCUCUGAGUUUGCCACAUAUCUGAAUUUCUGCCGCUCGCUGCGCUUUGACGACAAGCCCGACUACUCGUACCUGCGCCAGCUCUUCCGGAACCUCUUCCACCGGCAGGGCUUCUCCUACGACUACGUGUUCGACUGGAACAUGCUCAAGUUCGGAGCCAGCCGGGCUGCUGAUGAUGCAGAGCGGGAGCGCCGGGACCGCGAGGAGCGCUUGAGACACUCCCGGAACCCAGCCACCCGUGGCCUCCCUUCCACGGCCUCGGGCCGGCUGAGGGGGACACAGGAAGUGGCUCCUCCCACCCCCCUCACCCCUACCUCACACACCGCUAACACCUCUCCUCGGCCCGUGUCCGGCAUGGAAAGAGAGCGGAAAGUGAGUAUGCGGCUGCACCGCGGCGCCCCCGUCAACAUCUCCUCAUCCGAUCUCACGGGCCGACAAGAUACCUCCCGCAUGUCCACCUCACAGGGCCGGCCCGCCUCACCACAGCUGUCUCUCCCACCUCAGAAUAGCAUUCCCUUCGAGCACCACGGCAAGUAGCUGCGCGGCCCCGCUGGAAGGCAGCACCGAUCCCAGGUCGGGUGGCUUCCAGCGGUCUUCAGUCUGCUGUGCACCGGUGAGGACUCUGCUUGUCCCGUGAAGGGCAGACAUGCAUGGCUGAUCUACUCUGUUACAGUGGCUUACUAGUGGCACGCCCCCGGUCUAGGGCCGGAUGUUAACACCGGGACUCUCCAGGCCACCCACCCAGCGACACCCCUGGGGGAACAGACACAAACUAAACCAGACAGACUCCAAGCGCUGCCUUCGCCGGGCGCUGCCACCGAGGCCGCGCAGACUCGGCCCCGAAGGGCCGGGACAUGGCAGAGUGUGGCCCCCACUCCGCAGCUGGUCAGCCCUGCGUGGCGGCACUCCGCUCCCCGACGAGUCUGCUGUAACUUCCGACUUCCACUUGGUUAAGACAGUUUUGUAUCAUUUUGCUAAAAAUUACUGGCUUAAAUCUGUGUAAAGAACCCUGUCUUUUUCUUGUUUCUUUCUUGUCUGUUUCGCGGUCUUGAGAAAGAUGUUGACUUUAAAGAAUCCUGAAACCAAGACGCCAGUGGAGUUCCCGCGCAGAUGGCGCCGGGCAGGAGAGGGCUGAUCUGCGCUUUGUGCUUCUGUCUGUCCUGUGGUCCCUGUGGAGAAGGGUUUUUCUCUUUCGACGUCUAGUUGCACGUGUGCGUGUGUGUGCGCGCCUGUGCGCACAUGUGUGCGUGUGUACGCGUGCGUGUGUUGUGACCCGCUACCUGGUUUUGGCCGUUGCUCUCCCUUGGCCACCCUGAGCCGAAGGCCUGAGCGCCGUGACGUCCCGCAGCCUCGGACUUAGUCAUCACAGCAGGUCCAUCGGAGGACACGAGACUGCUCGUCCUGGUCACGCCUGCGCCCUGUGGACUGACCUGGCCACUAGUUGUUGCCUCAUUACCUUGGCGUCUGGGGGCUUUGUGGCCAGACCCGUGCAGAUGUGCAACCAGGAUGGGUGCGCUGACCCUGCGGCGUCCGGUGAGACAGUGGAGGACGUGGACAGGAGUGGUGCUGUGUGCAUUUGUGGGCACCUUCAUCCCCAGAGCCAGCAGUUGGAAGCGGGGUGCCUGCUGGACGCGCUGGCCAAGGACUCCUGUGGGCUGUGUAGCCCGUUUAGCUGCACUCCGGCCCCUCAGCUGACCACUGCGCACUUGGGCAGGUGUUGGUCGUGGGGAGGGGACAGGACUGCGACCCUGGAACAGCAGAGGCCUGGGUGGUCACGGCACUGUUGAGGCCUUCACCGUGACCUGCUCCCCCAGACGGUCAGCAGCUGCAGGCCUCACUGUCGCCAUGUCUGCCUGGAGCCCAGGCCCUUCUGGGACUGGGCUGUGCACUAGGGCCGUGUCCUCAAGUAGCCUAUGGGCAGCUGGACGCUGCAUCUGACCCACCCGGCACAGCCCAUGCGUCGGGGCCCGUGUCUGGGCUGCGUGUUCUGCGCCCGCUGAGCCUGUGUCCUUCCCAUCGUGUAAAUAAUAAACUCGACGACUCGCCUCUCCCCUC